CUCGACAGCAGCGUGCGAGCUAGUUACUGCCACCAUGGGCCUCGUCGACUACGGCUCCGACUCGGACGACGACUCGAACCACUCGCCAGUCGCUCCCACCGCCCCCGCCGCCUCGUCCUCGUCCUCAUCUUCAUCAGCUCGAGCUCCUCCACCUCCCUCUCGACCCUCGGGCCUCCAGCUGCCACCGCCAAAGGCCUCCGGUCAAGCACCUGCACCGCCACCCAAAAAGCCCAAAGCCCCCGUCCGCAUCCUCCUCGACCUCCCUCCCCCGUCCUCCACCUCGACCUCCCCCGCCCAACCCGACUCGGACCAGCCCGCCAAGAAGCGGCCAAAACUCGCCCUCGGCGGUACCAGCUCCGCCUCGGGCUCGGGCGGCGGCCUCGCCGCCAUGCUCCCAAAGCCCAAGAACGACUACAAGCCCGCCCCGUCGGCGUCGGCAUUGUCGACCAGCGCGAGGCCCGCUGCCUCUUCCUCGUCGGGCACGGGCAUCGACGGCCUCUUUCCAGGCGGCGAGACGGGCGGCGCGAGCCCGAGCGGCGCACCGGCAGGCGGGCCCAUGUUCCUCCCGCCCUCGGUCGCCGCCAAGCACAAGGGCAAGGCGCCCGCAGCUGCCGCACCGCAAAAGCCCGCCGAGCCCGCCGUCGACUUCUUCGGCAUCGGCUCCGUCACUUCGGCCCCGACACCCUCUGCCUCGUCCUCCUUGACGUCGUCCAAGCCCUCGCUCGGCAUCUCGUCAGCCCCCUCGAUCUCGUCCGCACCUCCACCCUCGUCGAGCGCGUCGUCGUCGUCGUCGGGCCAGUCCGCCGCCGCCGCGUUCGCCCAGCCGACCGCCGCCAACCCGUACCCGGGUUUCACCAUGCUCCCCUCGGGCGAGUGGGUCGCCAAGGACCAGGCGACGUACGACAUGUGGGUCGCCUACUCGGCUGCCCAGGCCCAGGCGGCCACACCGGCAGCGGCGCCCAAGGACAAGUCGGCGCGCGAGUUUGACGAGGGCGCCAUCGCCGAGCAGGGCGGGCUCGUCGACGUCGACGAGGCGCAGCGCGCGCGCGAGGCGUGGGCCAACAGGCCGAGCCAGGUGCCUGGCCAGGACGGCAAGGAGACGUACAAGACGUCGGCCGACAUCAAGGGCAUCCCGAGCCAGAUCGGCGGCAUGGCGCGCCGCAAGCACCAGCUGUCGUCGCUCCUCGCCGCCGCGCACGACAACCGCGCCGAGCUCGAGGAGCGCAUCGCCCAGGCCCGGGCCAACCGCAAGGGUGCCGGCAGCAAGUACGCCAGCGGCCCGUCCUCGUCGCCGUCGCGCCCGUUCCUCUCGAUCUAG
This is a messenger RNA of Rhodotorula graminis WP1, 1318 nucleotides long. RefSeq lists its product as uncharacterized. Gene Ontology annotation, cellular component: nucleus. The transcript has 4 exons. Lineage: Eukaryota; Fungi; Basidiomycota; Microbotryomycetes; Sporidiobolales; Sporidiobolaceae. Bases 35 to 1318 code for a protein of 427 amino acids. The record is from RefSeq and is a predicted model, not a curated record.